AUGAAUCCUCAAGGUCGAGUGAAGGAAGAGUUUCUUGGAGAAAGUUCUUCCUUUUGCGGUGGCUAUGAUCCACAGCCAAUAAUGAUUGUUCCUCAACCAAUUGAGGGGCUUCAUGAAACUGGUCCUCCACCAUUCCUCACAAAAACAUACGACAUCGUUGAUGACCCUUCCACUAACCAUAUAAUUUCCUGGAGCACGGGGAACAACAGCUUCAUCGUGUGGGAUCCACAGGCCUUUUCCAUAACCCUUCUGUCCAGAUUCUUCAAGCACAACAAUUUCUCCAGUUUUGUCAGACAACUCAACACCUAUGGGUUUAAAAAGGUGGAUCCAGAUAAGUGGGAAUUUGCUAAUGAGAUGUUUCUUAGAGGGCAAAGGAUUCUUUUGAAGAAAAUCAGAAGGAGGAAAACAAAUCAUCAAUCUCAAGCGAUGCAGCAAGGUGUGGAUCCUUGUGUUGAGGUGGGGCAGUUUGGAUUAGAUUGGGAAGUUGAUCGGUUGAGGCGCGACAGGCAAGUUCUUAUGGUGGAGUUGGUGAAACUCAGACAACAGCAACAGAAUACAAGAGUUCACAUCCAAGCAAUGGAAGGAAGGGUUAAAAGGACUGAACAGAAACAGCAACAAAUGAUGAAUUUCUUGGCCAGGGCUAUGCAGAAUCCCAACUUCAUGCAACAAUUAGUUCAGCAAAAGGAGUGGAGAAAGGAGCUUGAAGAAGCUUUUUCCAACAAGAGGAGGAGGCCUCUUGAUCAAGGGCCUAGUAAUGUUGUUGAAGUAGGAGAGUUAGGUUGUGCUGAAGAGUACUCAGGUUUCUUUCAACUUGAACCACAAGUAUACACUGACAAGGCAUUAGAGUUUGAGGUACCUGAUCUAGACCUUGCUGUGAAUCUGGAGGAGCAAAGUGGAAGCCAAAAGAGAAUGGAGGGAGAUUAUAUUCAACUUGAAAGUAUAGAUAAAGAUAUCGAUGAAUUAUUUUGGCAAGAUUUGCUCAAUGAAGGUAUUGAAGAUCAAGGUGUACUAGGUGUAGACGUAUUGGCUGAGCAACUUGGUUAUCUGGCCUCUAGUCCUAAAUAG
This is a messenger RNA of Sphenostylis stenocarpa, 1065 nucleotides long. NCBI's taxonomy places the organism in Eukaryota, Viridiplantae, Streptophyta, Magnoliopsida, Fabales, Fabaceae. The record is from the annotation of a GenBank genome assembly.